AUGAAAGCUCAAGGAAGCGAAGAUAUCAGACAGAAAGUCAUGUUGUUUCCGAGAUUCCAGGAUGAGUCGCAAGUCCCAUGCCACCGCCCAAAGGUCCUUCAGGUGCCACGUGUGCGGCAAAGUGUUCGGCCAAAAGGGCCAUCUACUGAUUCACACAAUGUCCACGCGGAGGUGAGGCCCUUCGGAUGCGACACCUGCGGCAGGCGCUUCACUCAGAAGGGGAACCUCCUUCGGCACUCGCUGUUGCACACCAACGAAAAGCCCUUCGGAUGCGGCAUCUGCAGGAAGUUCUUCGUGCAAAAGGCUCAUUUGGUGAAGCACGUCGUGGUGCACAGGCAGAGGCUGGCUGCCCUUAGAAGUAGUCGGCGGAGGGAGGCGUCCGAGCGAUGGUCUUCCGCUGAGGCCAAGGAGACCUCCCUCAGAUGCAAGGUCUGCGGAUUGCAGUUCAGGCGGAUCUUCAAGCUGAUGGAACACCUGAAGGUCCAGCAUAUUCUGGGAAAGGAAAGGAAAUAA
This is a messenger RNA of Penaeus indicus, 513 nucleotides long. RefSeq names its product zinc finger protein 416-like. NCBI's taxonomy places the organism in Eukaryota, Metazoa, Arthropoda, Malacostraca, Decapoda, Penaeidae. Bases 1 to 513 code for a protein of 170 amino acids. The record is from RefSeq and is a predicted model, not a curated record. The transcript is spliced from 2 exons.